Messenger RNA from Ustilaginoidea virens, 1452 nucleotides. RefSeq lists its product as uncharacterized. Gene Ontology annotation, molecular function: oxidoreductase activity; flavin adenine dinucleotide binding. The record is from RefSeq and is a predicted model, not a curated record. The coding region runs from base 1 to 1452 and encodes 483 amino acids. Lineage: Eukaryota; Fungi; Ascomycota; Sordariomycetes; Hypocreales; Clavicipitaceae. The transcript has a single exon.
AUGCCCCGUUACGAUGCCGUGGUGAUUGGCUCCGGCCAGGGCGGCACGCCGCUCAGCAUGGCCUUGGCCCGGGCCCGGAAGAAGACGGCCCUCGUCGAGGACGCCCACGUUGGCGGCUGCUGCGUCAACGAGGGCUGCACGCCCACCAAGACCAUGAUUGCCUCCGGCCGCGUCGCCCACCUGGCACGCCGCGGGCCAGACUACGGCGUGCACGUCGGCGACGAGGCCGCCAACCGCGUCCACGUGGACAUGCUCAGGUUCAGGCAGCGCAAGCGGGACAUGGUCGCCAGCUUCCGAGCCGGCAGCGAGCGCAGAGUCCGCGACGCCGGCGUGCACCUCAUCGCCGGAUCCGCCUGCUUCCAGGGCGAAAACGUGGUCCGCGUCGCCGGCGCCGACGGCGCCGAGCCCACCACCCUCACCGCGGACCGCAUCUUCAUCUGCACGGGCGAGCGCCCUGCGACCCCCGAGCUGGACCGGUUCGACGCUGCGUCCUUUGCCCCGGGGACGAUUCUCGACUCGACGUCGGUCCAGGAGCUGGACGUGGUGCCGUCGCACCUGGUGGUGGUGGGCGGCGGCUACAUUGGGCUCGAGUUUGGCCAGCUCUUCCGCCGGCUCGGCGCCGCCGUCACCGUUGUCCAGCGCGGCGCCCAGCUCGUUCCGCGCGAGGACGCCGACGUGGCAGAGGCCGUGCGCGCCAUCAUGCAGCAAGACGGCGUCGAGGUCCUGCUCAACACGUUUCCCACCAGCAUCGCCGCCGCCGCCGAUGCCGACGACGCCCGGCCCGUUUCCGUGUCCCUCUCCGGCAGCGGCGGCGGCAAGGUCCUCGCCGCCUCGCACGUCCUCUUUGCCGCCGGGCGCGUCCCCAACACCGACGCGCUCAACCUCGGCGCCGCCGCGAUCCAGACCACCCGCCGCGGCCACAUUGUCGUCGACGAGCAGCUGCGCACCUCCAACCCGCGCGUCUGGGCGCUCGGCGACGUCAAGGGCCCGCCGGCCUUCACCCACGUCUCGUACGACGAUUUCCGCCUCGUGCGCCACAACCUCGUCCAGCAGCGGGAGCCGCCCCUCACCACCGGGAACCGCGUCCUGCCCUACGUCGUCUACACGGAUCCCCAGCUGGCCCACGUCGGCCUGCACGAGCACGAGGCCCGCGCCAAGUUUCCCGGCGCCCGCGUCCGCGUCGCCCGCAUGCCCAUGGCCCGCGUGGCGCGCGCGCUCGAGACGGACGAGCCGCGCGGCUUGCUCAAGGCCGUCGUCGACGAACCCUCGCAGCGCGUCCUGGGCUUCACCUGCCUGGGACUCGAGGGCGGCGAGGUCAUGAGCGUGGUCCAGAUGGCCAUGAUUGCCGGCGCCAAGUGGACCGCUCUGCGGGACGCCGUGUGGGCGCAUCCUUCGCUCGCCGAGGGCUUGAACAAUCUCUGGGGCGGCAUGGACGACGAGGCCGGGGAUUGA